UUUUCAACGGGAUUCAAUAAUUAUUGUUUCCUGAAAUUUGUCGGCCGGUUUUUUUUUCCUUCGGACUGAAUAGUUAACUUUUCUGGUGUUCUGAUUGAUAUUUGUAAAGAAAUGGCUGAUUCAAUUUCAACUCGUUGUGCGAAACUCAACCAGAUUUUUGCCGGAAAGAAUGUUGGUCGAAAGUCGUGCGGAACUUUCACCCGCGAAGCACUUUUGGAUGCGUUUCUCCUUCUCUUCGAUGAAUGUAACUCGGCGUGUAUGCUCAAGGACAAGAAUAUCUCUGGAUUUGUUAAGAAAUACCAGCCUAUGGUUGAUGAUCUUCGAAAAAUUUGCUUGAGUAAAGAGGAUUUCGAGGUUUUGAAUAUCAUUGGCAGAGGGCAUUUUGGACAGGUUCAAGUUGUCAAAGACAAACAAGGUGGGGAUGUGUUUGCCAUGAAAACAUUGAAGAAGAGUCAAACGCUGGCUCAAGAAAGUGUUGCCUUCUAUGAUGAAGAAAGAGAAAUAAUGGCAUUAUGCAACAAUCCUUGGAUAACAUCACUGCAGUAUGCUUUCCAAGAUAUCAAUAACCUGUAUCUUGUGAUGGAAUAUCACCCUGGUGGAGACCUUUUGUCUUUGUUAAGCAAGCAUGACGAUGUACUAGAGGAAGAUGUUGCACGGUUUUAUCUUGCUGAGAUGGUCAUGGCUAUUCACAGUCUUCAUGUACUAGGUUAUGUGCACAGGGACAUAAAGCCAGACAAUGUCCUUAUUGAUCGAACUGGACACAUCAAACUAGCAGAUUUUGGUUCAUCAGCCAGACUUUCUGCAGACAAAAAGGUGCACAGUAAAAUGCCAGUCGGCACUCCUGAGUACAUUGCACCUGAAGUGUUAACCAGUAUGGAUGGGUCAGGUGUUCCAUAUGGAGUGGAAUGUGAUUGGUGGUCACUUGGUGUCGUUGCUUUUGAGAUGUUGUGUGGACAGACACCAUUUGAGGCUGACUCAGUGGUGAUAACAUACAGCAAGAUCAUGAAUUACAAGACAUCCCUGCAGUUUUCUAAGGAUGCCCAAGUCAGCAAAAAUACAAGGGAUUUGAUUCUAAAAUUGUGCACUGAUUGCAAAUCAAGAAUGGCUUAUGAAGGACUUCUUUGUCACCAGUUCUUUAGUGGCAUUGAGUGGAACAGUUUACAAGAGACCGUGCCACCGUACGUCCCAAACCUGGAUGGUGCAGCAGACACGUCACAUUUUGAUGAAUUUGAACCUGAGAGCCCUGAUGUCAUUGCACACUUGGAAAAAUAUAACUUAACAAACGACAGCAAGGGAUUCACAGGCAAAGAUCUUCCAUUUGUCGGCUUCACUUUCUCAAGAAAUCUAGCCAACAGUGUUCCUUUCUCUCCUAGGAAAGCCGGAAGCCUUCCUAACUCACCCAUGUCAUCUGGCAUGCCCCCGAGUCGUCUGGAACGAAAACUGACUAUCAAAGCUAAAGAACUGAAGGAUGCGCUACAGUCAUGUCAUACUUUGAAAGGAGAAAGUGUCUCUAUGAAAAAGAGCUUGGAAGAAGUUCAAACUGCGUUAGAACAGAAAGAAAAAGCACUGAGGAACGCUGAGUAUGAAAGAGAUCUGCUUGAAAAGGAAAAGGUUCUCUAUGAUACACAAGUCAAGGACCUACAGAGACGUCUUGAUCUGGAAAGAGCUGAACGAAACAAGUCUGACUCUGCUACUCUUAAACUGCUAUCGGAACUGAAAGAAGACAGCCAAAAAGCCAAUGAUUUGAGGGACCAGGAAAGCAGAGAGAAUCUCGAGGACCUUCAACAGAUUGUAGCCCAGUUGGAAAACGAUCGUUUUAUAGCCAGUAGACGCGCCCAACGACUGGAGGAGGAGCUGAAAUCACAGGAAAAGCUUCUUGAAGUCAGCAAGAACCGAAUCAACGACCAUCAAGCCAGAAUGACAAAGAUGAAUGAAGAAGCAAAGAGGAGCAUGAUGGUAUGGCAAGAGAAACUGGACAAAGUUACUAAGGACAGCAACCAAAGAAUCGCGGAACUGCAACAGAAGUUAACAAAGUCUCUACAGUCAAACCAGGAGGCGACUGAAUUGUUAGAAAACGUGCGGAAGAAUAAAGACGAACUACAAACAGAACUCGAAAAGCUGAAGAAGUCAAGCAAGCCAUCGGACUCCGCAGAAGUGCAAGGGAAGUUGUGCAGAGAUGCUCAAAUCAAGCGGACAGGAGGCGACGAUAACAGUGUGCGAGAGCGGUUUAGAGAAAAAUCGGCUGAAGUACGUAAGCUUCAAAGUAAGAUCAUGGACUUAGAGGAUCAAUUGUUUCAAAGCCAAAGAUCACAGAAGAAGCUUGAAAAGGAAGCUGCAAACAGCCAGGCUCAGGAGAGAAGACUACAAGAAAUGGAGAAAGAACUUGAUAUAUUAUCACGAUACAAGAGAAAGAUGGAAAAUACCAACUGUCGACUUGAGAGUGAGCUGGAGGAAACGAAAAAGCUAAUGGCUUCACGAGAUCAGAAAAUCGACACCUUGACGGAAAAGUGCCGGAUAUUAGAGGAAAUGCUCGAAAAGAACGUUGACUACAGCAGAAGAAGCUCAGAAGCCGAUUAUGACAACAAUGGAAAAUUAGCAAUUAAUGAAGCAGAAUUGGAAAAGUUAUGCGAAGAGAAAGAGGUGAUGACGAGAAAGUUGGCCGGGCUAGAGAGUGACCUAAAAAUUCAACAGCAGAAAAAUUCCUCACUCGUGAAGCAGCUUGAAGAUUCAGAACAGAACUCGAGAAAGCUUGCAAAAGACAUGGAUCGAAGGGUGCAAGAACUCGAGAAGCAAUUGAAUGAGAUUUCUAAAGAACGUUCUGAAUUGAGAUCAACGAAGAAGGCAUUGGAGGAAACCAUUCUCAAACUAGAGAAUGAGAUUGAUACCAGAGAAUUUGAGUUGGAGCUUAAGGCCUCGGCCAGGCAGGAUAAGAUUACAAGAACCAUGCAAGAGAAUCGAUCAGAGGUGGUUCAGGAAAUCCACGUUCAGCUUAGUGAAAUGUCCAAUCGCUGCAACGAACUGGUGUCACAAACCAAAGAGCUGGAAAAGAAGGUUGAAGAACUUACAGACGAAAAUUGUGAUCUAAAGGUGACAAAGGAGAAACUUGAAGAUGAACUGAAUGAAAAGAAGAGAGCAGCUGAAGGCAUAGAAUUUACCAACUCGAUGUUGAAAUCUACUUGCACUAUGUUGGAAAAUCAAAUAGAAGAACUGGAGAUUAUCAACGAAGAUUUUGAAGAAAAACAGUUACAAUGGAAUAUCACAAGGGGAGAUUUGGAUCAGAAAAAAGAGAAAACUGAGUGUGAACUUGUGGACUCUCGGCGCUCCUUAGAACAGGAGAAAACGGCACGUUCGGCUGCCGAAGAGAAAGUAUCCAAGUUACAGGAUGCGUUGAAAGAAGUGCAAACCACUCAUAUCAACGAGGUUGGCAUGAUGAAUUCUCAACUGGACAGACAGAGACAACGUUGCGAGGAGCUGACAGAAGCGCUUAGCGAGGCAGAGACCAAAUAUGGAAUGGUCCAACUGGACAUUAAAUCCUUGGAACGCAAACUUCAACUUGGAAUCGAAAACAACAACAAGUUAAAGAUUGAGGUUGAGCGUCUCGAGAAUCAAACUUCUAAGCUGAAGUCCAGUAACUUUGAGUUAAACCAGAACAUAGAGGCAGCUAUGGAGAAGUGCGAUGAACUGACGUGUGAACGAGCUGCUUUAGCUGAGCAGCUGGAUCUAAUGGAGGCCUCGCAUGCUGAAGAGCGCCUCAAACUAGAGGCAACUAGCUCUCAACAGAGCAAACUGAUUGACUUCUUGCAGUGCAAAUCUGAAGGCCAAGCAUCUAAAAAGAAAAAGCUUAUCGGUGGUGGCAGUAAGUCGUGGCGCAAGAAACCAGAGAGUAUUAAUGUGGUGCCGCAACAAUGGCGAGACUUGCAGCAGGCGCUGGAGAAGGAAAGAGCUUCCAGUUUGAAACUACAGACUGAACUGAAUAGAGUUCGGCAAGAAAUGCAAGCUGCUAAAAUGGAAGCUGCACACUGGAAAUCACAAAACACCGGAAGUGCUACUCCAAAACCGACCCAGUCUUACGCUGUCUUGUCCGCGAUUCAACAGUCACCCAGCAACCAACCGAGUCCGUUGGGUGCUCAAAACCAGUCGAAGACUGCUAAGAAUGCAGCCACUCCGGCUGGCCGCGGAACAUCACACAGACCGAAAGAGAGGAUGCAUCAUAAUAUACCACACAGGUUUGUCAAUGCCCUGAACAUGCGUGCUACCAAGUGUGCUACGUGUUUGGAUACUCUACACUUCGUGCGUCCAUCAUCUCUUUGUGCUGAGUGUGGCCUAGUUUGCCAUGUAAAGUGCGCACCAAACCUCCCACGCACAUGUGGAUUACCAAGCCAGUUUGUUGAGCACUUCACUGAAACUCUUCAGGAACAGAAGAGCGAUGAAACUGAGGGCAAUUCACAGAGCACCACUCGGUUGGGAGGCAGGAGAGAAGGAUGGCUCAGGGUACCACGUUGUGGUUCUGUCAAGCAUGGAUGGGAGAAGAAAUGGGUAGUCCUGGCCGAUCAAAUGCUGCAACUUUAUGACAAAGAAAAUAUGGGCGAAAACUCGUCUCCAUCAGAAAUAUUACACUUGUGUGGCAAAGACGGUCACGUCACCGUUCAUUCCGCUGUCAUGUCAUCUGAAUUGAUAGGUACCGCCCCUACGGAUCUUCCCUACAUACUGAGGGUGGAGUCGCGCCAGAGAUGUUGGCCCGUUCAGAAUCUUUACAUCUUAGCGCCUUCAUUCCCAGUUAAACAGAAAUGGGUCACCUCUUUGGAGUUCGUGUUGGAUGAGAUUAAGAAGAAGAAUAUUGACGGCGAGGAUCAGAAGCUCAUGGGCAACGUGUUACUUCAUUUGGAGGGAGGCGAGCGUCUUGAUAUUAACUGCACAAAACUGCUUAAUGACGAGUUGGUUCUCCUUGGUGCAGAAGAGGGUCUCUUUUCUCUGUCGCUUGACACCCCAAGAAAACACUCGCCUCGAGCCAUUCCUGGAAUCGAGAGAGCGUUUCAGAUUGAUAUCUUGAGUGACUUGAACCAAGUUAUCAUGAUUGCAGGCAAAGACAGACUGCUGUGUAGCGUCGAUCUUAAGCAAGUCACAAGCCGGGCACGACACUCUAACUCCACUGUGCCAAUAACAGAGCUGACUCCACAGGGAAUUGAAAAAAUCACCAAUUGUCACUUGUUUGCUGUUGGGCAGUGUGAGGGAAACUUCUACAUUUGCGCUGCAACUCCUAACAGCAUUUUGCUGUUGCGAUACAAUGCAAGCAUUGGGACGUUUUGUACCCGCAAGGAGAUCGAGACAAGCGAACCAUGUAACUGCAUUCAUUUCAGUAAGAAUUACGUGAUCUACGGCACUGGCAAGUUAUACAUUUUGGACAUAAAGCAACACGUUGUAAAAGAAUUUCUGAACUCCAAAGACCCUUCAUUAGCCUUUGCAGUUUAUGGAGCCGCUCAACUAAACAUAUUCCCGAUUGCCGUUCUCGAUGUCACCGCUGCGGAUUCAGACAACGAAGAAUUAUUACUUUGUUUUAACGAGUUUGGGGUUUUUGUGAACAGCUUUGGUUCUCACAGCAGGCAAAAACCUUUGAUGUGGAGCAGACUGCCGCUUGCUUUCGCAUACAGUGAGCCGUUCCUGUUUGUCACUCAUUUUAAUUCAAUCGACGUUUGUGAAAUCCCACCGAUCAAAGCCGAAAAUUCCAGUCACUACGUGCACAAGUUUCUGGAAAUUCAAAAUCCACGAGUCCUUGGUCCAGCAGUCUCUCCCGGUGCAGUGUAUCUCGCUUCCACGUUGCACGAACAAGUGGAGAUGCUAUGUUUCCAAGGUAACGCAGCUCCCGCAAGUGUCUUCCAACCCGAGGACGAUGAAGAAAGCAUGUCCGUCAUUUCCGAGCUAUCCCGAUUGUCAAGCCCGAGCCGACGUUCGUCGAUGUUGGCUCGUUCACCUUCGUGGAGUCCUGGAUCUACCUGGGUGAAGUCGCCGAAAGGAGGAAAUCUUAAAAAGAGCAGCACUUUUCGCGCAGUUAGGCCUCUGAUGGAGGAAAACAUGUGACUUAGCAAUUAUAAGAGCACGCGAAUAAUGCAUCGUCACUGAAUGAUAGCAAUAAUUGAAUCUCCUGCAGUUGUGAAUUAAAAUGCACGCGAAAGCUACUUCAAAUUGAUAAACAACUCAGUUUUACAACAAUCGGUCUGAUGCAUCAUUGUCGAGCUCAAAAGUUCUAAAUAACGGAAAGGGUUGCUAAUCACCAGCUAUAUUUUGAGCUACAAUGUAGCGAACGUAAUUAGGAAUCCAUUAAACCAUGUGCAAGGGUUUCGAACUCUACUGAUCAGUGAGUCAUUCCGAAAUACAGCGUCCCGGCUUGGGUAUGGCACCCACAGGAGUCUUCUUAAGACGUUUUCUUCACGCGAGCCGUCCCAACUUUCUAUUUAAAAACCAGCCUUUGAUCACAGUUUUAUCACGUGAAACUACCUUUAUUGUGCAAAUAUCGAAUGUGGUCCUUUCCAUUAAUAAACCGAAGCGCGGUGCUCCCCUAAUUAAUAUGAAUCCGUCUUGUUCAGUGUGAGACUCAGAAAACCAUGAACACUGUGAUAAGCUUCUUAAAGUUCAGUUGUCUAGUGGGGGAAUGCAAAAAAACCUCAAAACCAUAAACAGAUUUGCUGUUACGGUUUAGUUUCCUCGUACCCGUUUGGUUUGUCCCUUGGAACACAAACAUUCUAUGAACAUUUUUUGUGUUCACGAUUUUCUGAGUUCUGACUUCUAUAUCAAAUGUGUUUAUAGUAAUACAGUAUUUUAAUACAAUUAUGUGGAAGUUAUCCGGAAGCUUCCGAGUAACGAAACCUGAGUAAUUGUAUCAUUGUCAGGGAAUUGGCCUAAUUGUCCAAUGGUUCAAUAGGUUGUCUUCAAAUUAUUGUUAUGAAUAAAUGAACUUUAAUUUUUGUAGUCUCGACUAAUAGUACAUUAUUAAUGUUAUCUGUAUUUACGAUAAGACCUGUUCAUUUUUGCUGCUUCUCAGCCUCACAAGGUUACAGUUAUGGGAGUCUGAGACAAAACGCCGGCACGAUGAUUUCCCCUGUCGAGGACUGAUCAAUCAGUUUUUUGAGGACAUGGAAAAAUGUUUACAUCCACUAACUAAGGUAACGUGCUUCCUUUACCACAGUCAUUGUAAGUUUUAAUUGGAGUUAAUAAAAAGAACAGAUAGA
Messenger RNA from Stylophora pistillata, 7223 nucleotides. Its product is annotated as citron Rho-interacting kinase. NCBI's taxonomy places the organism in Eukaryota, Metazoa, Cnidaria, Anthozoa, Scleractinia, Pocilloporidae. The record is from RefSeq and is a predicted model, not a curated record. Gene Ontology annotation, biological process: peptidyl-threonine phosphorylation; mitotic cytokinesis; actomyosin structure organization. Gene Ontology annotation, cellular component: cytoplasm; cytoskeleton. Gene Ontology annotation, molecular function: ATP binding; protein serine/threonine kinase activity.